GGGGCUUUUUCCUUUACCUUUUGUUUGAGAAAUUUUGAACAUAACACUACAUUCAGUCCAGGAGAGGAAAGGUAUAAAAGACAACAUGGCGUCAUCUUAGACUAUACCGUCUUCAGUCCUCAUCUGUUCCAAAACGUUAUGAACUAAACCGUGAAAUACAAAUCGUUGAUAAUUAUGCGUUGUAUCCAUAUUUACACCAUUAUAGCAUCAGGUUAUGAAAGCAGAACGUUAUAAACACUUCCUCUGCUCUAUGAAGUAGUUAUUUAAUUAUUUAAGCUUUAGUCGUCCCUGUUGGAUGAUUAUUGAGCCUACAAGUUUAAAUGUGUUCCCCUGUUGUCUCUGCAGCCCCCCCCCCCGGCGGCGUCAUGGCGUCCCGGCUGCUCGACCGUCUGAAGCGCUCCUUGUUUAAAGACGGUCAGGGGGCGGGACCUGAACAGGAAGCCCCAUGUGGACAGGAAGAGGAGGGGUUUAAAGAGGAUGGCUGGGAGGCGGAGCUGGAGGAGGAGGAGUGUGUGACCGAUCGGUUGGGGGGGACGCUGUGCUUCGACGGUGGCGGAGGAGGAGGAGGUGAAGGAGGCGAGGACGGAGGCGAGGGCGAAGGAUCGGGGCUGGACAGCGACUCCGACUUCCUGGGAGAGUCGAUGGAGGAGGGGCUUAGCAGCACAGACACCAGUCCUGUGGGCGUGUCCCCGGUGGGCCCCCCCACGUCCUUCCUGCUGACUCGGCAUCUUCAGGAGAGCUGGAGGACCCUGCGUGGACUCGGUGGAGGAAGUCCCACCUCGACCGGGAGGCAGCUGACAGACGACUUGCUGUUCGAGGUGACGGACGCCAGCGUGGUGACGGACGCCUCCUCUAAAUACGUGCUGUACACCAUCCACGUCAUCCAGUCCGGCGGGAGCGACAAGACUCCGGCCGUCAUCACCCACCGAUACUCCGACUUCCAGCGGCUCCACGCCACGCUGCGUCAUAACCACAGAGACCAGAUGGAGCGCGUCUGCUUCCCGCGAAAGAAGCUGCGCAGGAACUUCACGGCGGAGACGAUCGCCAAGCGGAGCCGAGCGUUCGAGCAGUACCUGUCUCACCUGUGUUCCCUGUCGGCCCUGCGGGGGGCGCUGUGCGUCCGACAGUUCUUCUACCUGACCGACCUGCAGACCGGACAGCUGCUCAUCAGGUAACACUGACGCACCGCUCACAUCAAUGUCCGUUCCAAAACCGGCAUCAAAACAGGAAGUCAGUGGUACAGUAGUAAAGCCCGCCUCUAGCUUGAUUUGAUUGGCCGCCUCGGUCGAUUGUGACAUUGACGAGCUGGUGCUGAAAAUUUAAGAAUCAGAGGAGGAAAAAACACAGUUUUACAAGCGACCAGGCGGCAACUUUCGGUUCUUUAAAGUUCUCCAAAGCUUCAAGCGGCAUUCUCUCUAGUGUCCACCAGGGGGCGACUCCUC
Anarrhichthys ocellatus (wolf-eel) is the source of this 1442-nucleotide messenger RNA. RefSeq names its product sorting nexin-21-like. Lineage: Eukaryota; Metazoa; Chordata; Actinopteri; Perciformes; Anarhichadidae. Gene Ontology annotation, molecular function: phosphatidylinositol phosphate binding. The coding region runs from base 321 to 1175 and encodes 284 amino acids. Gene Ontology annotation, cellular component: early endosome membrane. The transcript has 4 exons. The record is from RefSeq and is a predicted model, not a curated record. Gene Ontology annotation, biological process: protein transport.